Molecule: messenger RNA, 2016 nt
Organism: Aspergillus costaricaensis CBS 115574
Lineage: Eukaryota; Fungi; Ascomycota; Eurotiomycetes; Eurotiales; Aspergillaceae
Product: peroxisomal biogenesis factor 3
Exons: 4
Coding region: 221-1819 (532 amino acids)
Biological process (GO): protein import into peroxisome membrane
Cellular component (GO): peroxisomal membrane
Molecular function (GO): protein-macromolecule adaptor activity
Source: RefSeq, a predicted model, not a curated record
CAUACGUGUUGCUGGCUGCUCUUUAGCCGAGGCCGCUUCAGGGACCCUCGAUCCCCGACCGUGCUUGCCGUCGCUCUUCCAUCACUCACGCCGUCGCUUCGGCUUUCCUUGUGAUUCCCAACCUCCAUUAUUCCUUUUCUUCUUUUUUCUUUCACUUCAUACGAUGAACUGUACUGCUCCUUAUAUCUGAGAAACUGUCCCCGAUCCUCUUUGCUCCAUAAUGAUCAGUGCCACUAAGCGCUGGUUCCGGCGCAAUCGCAAGGGCCUUGCGAUCGGAGCUGGCGUGAUCGGAGCGGGCUAUCUCGCAGGCCAGUACCUGCUGUCCAAGAUCUCAGAGGCGCGCGAGCGCAUGAGUAGUGACCGCAUUGCUCGGGAGAACUUGCGGCGACGCUUUGAACAAAACCAGACCGAUUGUACCUAUACUGUGCUAGCCCUAUUACCGACGGCGGCGGAGGAUAUCCUCGAGGCACUUCCCGUGGAAGAAUUGACCAAGGAGCUCCAGAGGAAGCGUGCAGAACGACUGGCUCGUCUUAACGCUGGGGAAGGAACAGGCUCGGAUCUAAGCUCGGUGGGCCCCAGUAUAACGGAUGAUGAUCGGCGUAGCUUGUCUAGCUUCCAAAGCGAUGGAUUUGUCCGUACGAGUCAAUUAGGGGAGUCGACCAUCGAGGGGGGCAGCUCACCACGUCCGAAGCGAAAUAAGACCCAGCUGUGGAACGAGGUCAAGAUAACCUCUAUCACUAGGUCGUUUACGCUCAUCUAUACCCUGACCUUGCUGACCAUCUUCACUCGAAUUCAACUUAACCUGCUCGGCCGACGCAACUACCUCUCCAGCGUAAUCUCUAUGGCCACACCCCCAGCGGAUGGUUCAACUAUUCGACUUGAGGAUCACGAUGAUGACGACCUCACGCAAACACUGGGUCAUGACUUUGAGACAAAUCGGAGAUACCUUGCCUUCAGUUGGUGGCUGCUUCACCGAGGCUGGAAGCAGUUGAUGGAGGAGGUGCAGGCCGCCGUGACGGAGGUGUUUGGACCUUUGAAUCCCCGGGAGGACAUCUCGCUGAGCAAGCUGUCGGAAUUGAUCCUGCAAGUCCGUGGGAAGAUAGAGGGCAAGACCGAGGAGGACAGGAAGCAUCGGAAGUGGUUAUCUUAUGUGCUCCCCUCGCGAGGAGAGGAGGACUAUCUGUUGCAGGAGUCCGGGGUUCUUGGAGUGACGGAACCCGCGACACCUCAAACGACAGCGUCGCUGCGCCAUCUCCUGGACGAAACGGCCGAUCUGAUCGACUCCCCGACUUUCAUUCGUGUUAUGUUACUCCUCAACAACGAAUGCUUCCAGACUCUUAUUGAUCAAUGCAAGGCCGAUGCGUUCAAAUCGUCCACUCAGGUGCCCACGUCUGUUCCUCAGUCCUUUGACUCGGUCGCCACGGUCGUCCCCGCGGCUGACGGCUCCGACACGAAAACGAAGCUUGCAAAUGUGUUGGCCGUCCUGGCUCGACAAGCCCAUGUGAUCGGAAAUGGAACAGCUCCCCCAAACCUGUAUCUGACUUCCAUUGAACAGGGGGUACGAGAGCUAGAGGCCUUUGCGGCUGUUAUAUACAGCUCCAACUUUGACUCUGAGCUGCUUGGGACCGAUUCAAGGACGCAGCCAUCGGGAGCAGAGGCUGGCUUUGAUGUUCCUACAUCACCUGCCCCAGAGAUGAUUGAGAAGGAGGAUGCCAACGAAGAAGAGCCUACCCCAGGAGCAUCAGUCGUAGCAGUGGAUGAUGACUCGGCGUUUGAGAAGGCAUGGGGAAAGGCUGUGGAUGAUCAACCGUCGAGCUAAUGACCGUGUGUGAUGAUCGUGUGCGGGCUUUCUAGAGAAUGUUUGGGAAUUUCGGGAAUAUCUGUGGCAUAAAUGAUCCCUCAUCUAUCCGGAGUCUCUUCUCGGCGCGGACUGGGAGAGAGAUAGUACGAUUGUAUGAUAGCUCGUGGUGGCGAGUAUUUAUUAUUUAUGACAAGCUAGCUUAUAAGGGUUAUGGG